AUGGAGUUGGCAGAUGGAUCAACAGAUAUUGUGCACCCAGAAGUGCGAGCGCAUAUCAACAGUCUUGUCUCAGCGCUUGGAGGUAUCAGCGCCGACGAUGAUGGCGGCUAUCAACUCGGUGACGAUGCCCUCGAGGUUCUUCGCGAUCUAAAACGAUGGAUACGCUUCUACGACGAAAAGACGAAUCGGAUGGAUGUUGCGCGAUGCAUACACGAGGCGAACCUGAUCGAGGGUGAUCUGCUUCCCAUUCUCUCGACGUGGCCCGAAAACGCCACGGACAGUAAAUUCAAGUCCAGGAUAGCCUUGGCUUGCUUCGAACUCAUGGUUCCUCUCACCUGGCCGAUGGCAAGGGACAGAGAGCGAAUGACGGUCAAUCACCACCGCCAUAUGCCGGUCCUGGAGCUUGCCCAGGUUGGAUAUAAACGAGCCGUUAUCAAUUACGACGGAGCUCGCGUACUUCAUACAGCUGUACGGGUGGCUCUCCCAUCCAUGGCAAUACCGAUUGGCGACCGAACACAACGUGAUCAUGGUAUCAUCAAGCUGGUAUUGUUCUUCCUCCGUAACAUCGCCAUGAUCGAGCCCCCCCCUGAUGUUAAAUACGAAGGCGAUGAGUCUCAAAUAUCUCGAUCCGCCACUAUCGAUGCGUUCUCAUACCAAGACAUCUUCCUCGUGCUCUUGACGCUUGCAUCGAAUAUGGGAGAGGAUUUUCGAACCGAAGAUACAUCUGUCAUGGAAAUUAUAUACCAUUUAGUGAAACAAGUUGACAUUGAAAAGCUCUUCAUGAAUGAGCAGCAGCUAAGUAAGGCCAAGGCUGGAGAGCUCGCCGAUAUGAUGAGUAAGGAGUCGUCCAUGUUGAAGGCAUACAACCGCAAAGGCCCAACUCGCCACAACCGAUUCGGUACCAUGAUUUGGGUGAAGCGAGACGACGGCAAGAUGUCAUCACUUUCGGGCCAAGAUGCGCUGGCUGAUGCCUCCAUGAGGAAUCAAAAGAUGGAUAACUCAAAAACUUUCCGACCUCCUCGCCGAGCACGAAAAGGGGAUAAAGAUGAGAAAGAUCUCGGGUUGCCAACUAAGCUUAAUUCUCGUGCUUAUGACCAGUUGCGAUUGUUUGUCGAAGAUUUCCUUGACUCGGGCUUCAACCCCCUAUUCCAACAUGUCCGCAAAACCAUUGAUAGGGAGGCACCACAUGUAAUGCAGUAUCACCGCCGUCAAUUUUGCUACUUGGUAGCAUGGUUCCUAGAAGCCGAGCGCAUGAGGCGCAAGGCAGGGAAACAGUCGACUAAGAAUCCCAGCGAGGACAUCAGCAGUUUCAACCUUGUUGCAGGUGUUCUCAACCAGGAGAUGUUCAUCACUCUCAAUAAAGCUCUCCAUGAGUCGCUGGAGAUGAAAGAUUGGCAUGAAUUAACCGCUGUUAUGCGUUGUUUCACCCAGAUCCUUCUCACCGUGCAGGAAAUGUCAGAGUCAGGCAACGAGGACAACGAAGAGAUCGCCGAAAACGUGCUUAGUCGUCUAUUUUACGAAGAAGCAACCCACGAUGCAAUUGCCACCAUUAUCAGAACUUACAAGGACCAAAGCUUCAACUACCUUGAUGCUGCCACGGAACUGGUCCACCACUUCCUCCGUAUUCUGGAAGGAUACUCAAAGCAGAACAUCGAUAUGCAAGUUCGCUCGCGGAAGCGAACUCGACGGAAGAAGAAGGCUGCCCAAGACGCUGCAGGAAUCGAAAAUGACAAUGACGAGAAUGACGGUUCAGACAAUGAUGCCGCAUCCGCUGAACGAACAACUAAAGAACGAAAGUUCGACUUUCAUCGCUUUGCAACGCGUUUCACGCCCCAGAGCGUAGUGGAUACAUUUGUCGCUUUCACCAAGUAUUACCGUGAUCUGACAGACUCGCAACUCAAGCGAGCGCAUCGAUAUUUCUAUCGCGUGGCUUUCAAAGCAGAGGCGAGUGUCAUGCUAUUUCGUGUGGACAUAAUUCACCUCUUUUAUAACAUGAUCAAAGGCCCUGCUGCGCUUGACAAGUCCUCUAGGGUGUUCAAGGAGUGGGAAGAGUUGGUGAAGCAGAUACUGCGCAAAUGCUUCAAGAAGCUUGAACAGCGACCAGAACUGCUUGUGGAGAUGCUCUUCAGCAAGGGAUCUAGCACUGCCUUCUUUCUCGAGUACGGUUUCGAACGACAAACUGUCACUGCAGCCAGCAAAGCCAAACCUGCAGCUGAGCUGGUCUUCAAAAACACUGAAGAGCUAGACCGGCAGAUCGCCAUUGUCGUUGGAGCAAUGUUGGACAAGAACCAGGUAAACCAUGUCGCUUGGAUCAAGAAAAUCCUCGGCGACGCUGAGAGCGAACGUAAAGCUUUUAUGGCAGCGGAAGAGGCAAUGGCUUCAGUUGAGCCUGUACAAGACGAUGCUGAGGAACAGCCAACAGAGUCGGGGCCAAAAGCUCCUCCUAUAUUUUUCGUGCGUCCAGAUGAUAAGGACCGUCGUAAUGCCAUGUUCAAGAACUCUCAUAUGCGACUUCUUAUGAAACUUGUUGGUCUUCAGCUAUUAGGCCCGGCAUCAGAUGAAACACCCGAGUCCGCAUGGAUCAUACCUUCUGAUGUCUCUGCCGAUGUUCUCACGGAUGCCAUCCACUACAUCAACCAAGCCGAGUUCAGCCCUCCAACAUUUGACGAGGGAGUUCUGGCAGAACACCAGUUGAAACGCAAGAGUGCGCCACGCAAGAAGGCCGAUUUCGAUGAUGAUGAGGAGGGCGAGCUUGACGACCCCAUGUUCGGACCCCUCGGUCCCACGGUGCGCAAACCCAUUGACGAAGAAGAUGACCCCAAGAAGUCACCCAGGAAACGUAGGCCUCGAAAAGAACUUACCGAAGAAGAAAGACAAAAGAAGCGUGAAGAAAGGCGAAGAAAAGAGCAAGAAAAGGUGAAGCGCUUGAGAUCAGAAAAGUAUGUAAGGCCCGAGGACGAUGAAACGGAUUCUGAAUACGACGAACUCUUCUACGCUCGGGAACGAGAGGCAGAAGCAAAGGCAUCGGCCAUCCGCCACGUUGCGGAACGCCUUAUUGUAUCUAAAAAGCCAACUAGAAAGCGUGGAAUUGCAGCUACAGAAUCUGCAUCAAGUAGUGAGGAGCAUCAGGGAGGUGACGAUUCUGAUUCUGGUGAUGAUUUCAUUCUUAGGGCAAUGAAUACAACUCUUGAGGAAGAGAACGGGGGGCAGCCAGAAGGAGUAUUGCCAGAUGGCAGUGAUGGAGAGGGUUGCAAGAGGAGACGAAUCAGUGUUGAAAAGACUCAGCCUGACGAGGAUGAGGAAAUGGGCGGCGUGAAUAGGAAUGGAGAUGGGAAUGAGGAUGAGGAUGAAGCACCUGUCGUAACUCGAAGACCGCGUGUACGGAGUGGGUUUGUGGUGGAUAGUGAUGAUGAUGAUGAGUAG
Molecule: messenger RNA, 3423 nt
Organism: Fusarium fujikuroi IMI 58289
Lineage: Eukaryota; Fungi; Ascomycota; Sordariomycetes; Hypocreales; Nectriaceae
Product: related to TOF1-topoisomerase I interacting factor 1
Exons: 3
Coding region: 1-3423 (1140 amino acids)
Biological process (GO): DNA replication checkpoint signaling; replication fork arrest; DNA repair
Cellular component (GO): replication fork protection complex
Molecular function (GO): DNA binding
Source: RefSeq, a predicted model, not a curated record